UGCAAUAUUUGGUCCGUUUUAUUUUCAUUGUCCACUUAAUUAUAUGAUGAUAAUCAUCUUGUAAUUCAACAUAUUUGCCUUAUUCUGUGUCUGCAUUCAUCAUAGUGAAAUAUGGCUCCGAUAUCACCGAAGAAGACAUCGAUUGGUGUUGAGUGCGCUUUUUGUCUACGAAACGCCAGUCAUUUGGUCCCAGUUUGCGAUCAUUGUGUGUCUCAUGAUAUGAACAGUACUUCAUCCACUUCUUUAAGUGAUGACAGUGUCGAUGGUAUUCAUGCCAUCAGUGGUCACACAAAUGGCACAAAUCAGCAUAACUCUGAAGCGAUGCAGGAUUUGAAUGGAAAUCAUAUUCCGGACACUAUAUGUGUUAAGUCUUCGACAAAGUAUAUACUAUUUGGCACUUAUAUGACAAGUUGUCCAGCGAUUGAAUUAAGCGCGAAGUCCAUCAAAUUCUGUGACAUUAAGCCAAACACUUCGAGCGCCAACUUUAGGUUUAACAUAACGGUUCCGUUCGGUGACAUCCGGCGUGUGAUGUACUGUCCGUCGCCCGCUCUGUCACUCGUUUUGAUGGAAGUAACCGAAGAAUCCAAUGAGAAAAUACAAGUCUGUAUGCAUUUGGGCCACAGAUUUGAUGUCAAGUCUCAGAUAUCAUUGAACGCUAUAUUGUAUUUGAAUUGGAGAAUAAUCUUUUGGAGGAAUCAUUUAUUGAGAUACUAAUCCGUCGCUCAAAUGCCAAAAAUAAUAACAUUAUUACCCGAG
Messenger RNA from Medioppia subpectinata, 756 nucleotides. The record is from the annotation of a GenBank genome assembly. Lineage: Eukaryota; Metazoa; Arthropoda; Arachnida; Sarcoptiformes; Oppiidae.